AGAAACACCGAAAGGCAUCAGCCGGCAGUACCCAACAUUUCUCACAAAAAUCCUCGCACAAAUAAAAGUAAGGGGAAAAAAAUUCUCGUCUCCUUCCCCCAGCUUGCCAGCAGCCGAAGUCGGCGAGCGAGAGCCAGCAGCCGAAGUCGGCAAGCGCGAGCGGCGAUGGGAUCGAGCGAGGCGGAGAAGCCGCUGCGUCGGAUCGCGGCGUCGUUCGAGGAGCUCGCCGCCGUCGCCAAGCAGCAGCCCCCGGCGUCCAUGGACGCGGGGGCCUUUUCGCGCGCCUGCUCCAACGUCUCCGUCCUCUUCGGCUGCCUCGGCAUCGCCUUCAAGUUCGCGGAGAUGGACUACGUCGCCAAGGUUGAUGAUUUGGUGGAGGCGUCCAAGUCAAUUUUGACAUUGCCUUCUAUGGUUGAGCUAGACAUUCAGACUGACACUGUCAGGAAACCAGGGAGCCAUACAAGGAAUCUGCUUAGAGUAAAGCGUGGGAUUGAUAUGGUUAAAGUCCUCUUUGAGCAAAUUCUUGUCACAGAGGGCAACUCCUUAAGGGAUGCGGCAUCAGUAGCUUAUGCUCAGGUUUUUGCUCCUCACCAUGGAUGGGCAAUAAGGAAAGCAGUUGCUGCUGGAAUGUACGCCCUUCCCUCAAAGUCCCAGCUGUUGAAGAAAUUGAAUGAAGAUGAGGAAUCAGCGAAGGUUCAAAUGCAGAACUUUGUCAGGUCAUCAGCUCCAGUAAUCUGCUAUGUUGAUGACCUUUUCACCUCAAGGAAUUUGGGCAUAGAUUGGUGAGGAAAACUAUGCAUACAUUUCCUUGAUGUACUAAUCGAGUCAGAUGGUGUGCCGUGAGCUGGGCUCGGAAAACCUUUUUCUGGAUUCCAUGUCUCCAAGUUGUAACCAAAUCUAUAAGUUUCGGUCUAAAACUACUUAGCGAUCCUAUUAUGGAGUUGUUGGUGAUGGUUCUUGAGUACGCAUGUGACACAUGCAUAGAUGAUGAGAAAAUAUACGUGUCGGCUCAUUGAAAAAAUUUCUCCUUUUUUCCGAGAUAUGCUGCUUCAUGAAUGCUCACCUGAGGUGGCCGCAAUGCAGAGCAA
Molecule: messenger RNA, 1088 nt
Organism: Sorghum bicolor (sorghum)
Lineage: Eukaryota; Viridiplantae; Streptophyta; Magnoliopsida; Poales; Poaceae
Product: accelerated cell death 11
Exons: 4
Coding region: 166-786 (206 amino acids)
Biological process (GO): intermembrane lipid transfer; ceramide transport
Cellular component (GO): cytosol; cytoplasm; membrane
Molecular function (GO): ceramide 1-phosphate binding; ceramide 1-phosphate transfer activity
Source: RefSeq, a predicted model, not a curated record